This is a messenger RNA of Drosophila obscura, 3757 nucleotides long. RefSeq lists its product as uncharacterized. Gene Ontology annotation, molecular function: double-stranded RNA binding; single-stranded RNA binding. The transcript has 2 exons. NCBI's taxonomy places the organism in Eukaryota, Metazoa, Arthropoda, Insecta, Diptera, Drosophilidae. The coding region runs from base 208 to 3561 and encodes 1117 amino acids. The record is from RefSeq and is a predicted model, not a curated record. Gene Ontology annotation, cellular component: precatalytic spliceosome.
AUCAAAUUUGACGAGGUUUUGGACGUUGAAAACGGAGGCAGUGUUUGCACUGAGCACUACCUAUCAUAGUAAAAUUCAUCAGCCGCAACUCAAUAACUGAAGUUAAUAUCAAUAGAUACAAAUAAUAAACAACUUGAAUAUAACUUUCAAAAUUGCUGUGAGCCAUACGCAGAAUAUCACUUUGUGUACUAGUAUUGCAAGCGAAAGAUGAGUACCAAUAACAUUAGAACCCAUAAGCCCAUCGAUGGGACACAAUUUCUGGAGAUGUUGUCAACCAUAUCAUUGGAAGAGGUAUUAAUUUUUGAGUUUCGUCGAAAAACAAUAGACAAAUGGGAAAUCAUGGUAGUAUGUCCGAACCCAUUAAAGAAGAUGUAUCUCUGCAAUGUUUGCAACGUUGUUCAGUACGGAGACAAGAAUUUAUUCAGUCAUCUGUGUGGAAAAAAGCACAACUUACUCAUGACCAGUAUAAAACAACUCCAAAUACGCAACAGAAUUACUACUCCACUGAGAUCAGACUCUUCAAUAUCACUGAAUGCAGCAAACGUUAUCGUAAAUAACAAAGGCCUUGUUAAAAGUUCUUCUGUUGCAAAUAAAAAACUUUUGAAUCUAACCCCUGGUACUACACCCACUAAUAGUAAUUCAAAAAUGUCAAAAUCGCAAGUAAAACAUCAACUUUUUAAAAAAAAUGCAUUUCCAAAUGCGGAAAUAAUAAAGAACACAAGCAGUGGCUCAAAAAGUUUUACAAACGCAAAAAAUGUUCAAUGCGAGAGUAAAGACAGUACGGAUUCGUCCAAUGAAUUAAAAUCUAAAACAAGUCCAAUUAUUAAUGACAAUAUACCGAAAAAAAAGAAUUCGGGAACAGUUGUAGAUUCUUUGAAAAAAGUCACAACAGAAAACACGCCCGCGGCUUCACUAAACCCGACAAUAUUUUGUGAUGGUCCGAAAAAUGAUAGCAAGAAGUCAAACUCCGCGCUCAAGUCAAUUUCUGAAGAAGUACCACAUUCUCAAGGGAUUGCUGAAGUAGAACCCUGUCUGGAAACUACGAAAACGGUGCAGAAUAUAAGACAAAGUCAAGCGCCAGUGUCCCAGAAUAAUCUGAAUAUACCAAGCAUAGUCAAAAAUCCACUAUCUACGAAAAUUUCGUGUGUUCCGCUUGCAAAACUUCUUGGUGCCGCCGAGUCCAACGAAAUAAGUAAAGGUAAAAGCGAUGUCAUUAUUAUAGAGGAGGAGGAGGAAGCUAAACAGAGUAACAAAAGAGAAAAUGCACACAAUAAUAUUAGACAAGGUCAGAACACAAAAGAAUCCUUAUCGAAUGUUGAAAUAAUCGCAAACAAAAAAUGCUUAGAUAAGAUUGAUGAAAUAAUACCGGUUAUAGGUAUAGCUUCUCGCUUAAAGGAGUCAAAAACAUCAUCAUCAGGGUCAAGUGUUUUUACCUUUGAAUCUAAGAAAAAUCCAAACAAAAUUUUGGGACUUGUAGGCGUCGAAUACGUUAUAAAAGUAGUAGGAAACGUAAAUGAUAAGAAUGCCAGAUAUCAAUGCAGCUUAUGUGAGAUUAAUUCUGACGAGGCUACGAUGCAUACCCACUUACUUGGCUACAAUCACCGCCUCAAAUAUUUUGAGAAGCAUUUUCCUACAGCCAUGCGACAGUACCGACUAUAUGUCUCGGAAGUUCCUGAAAGUGAUGUAUGUAAAGUAAUGAUUCCCAUAUUAGAUAAACUAGCAACGGCCGUUGAGAAGCAUCAUGGUCGGGAAACAGCCUUCCUUUGCUAUGAAAACUUUUAUAAAAAAAAUCGUCCAGCUGUAGUCGGAAAAGUUUAUAAUAGACGGCAUUUCUCAGAAAAAAAUGGACCGACGUUUACGCAUGUCAUCGAUUCGAAAGAUGUUGAAAAACUAUUGGAAAAUGCUCGAAAAAAAAGCAACCAGACAGUAAAUGUUGUUAACUCGAAUGCCACUUUAUGUGAAUCUCAAAACAUAAAUAUAUCUCAGGGUGCAAGCUAUGCAACGAACGCCUAUUUUAACUACACGAAGUUUGCUGAAACACCUUUUACGGAGACCGUUGAUGAUGAAACACACAAACGAUUGGUUGAAAACUUUUUAAGAGAUACCAGGAAAUCGUUGGGUUCAUCGAAACAGCAAUCUCGAAAUUUGAAACGAGCUCGAUCGCGGUCUCAUUCAUCAGAGCGAUGGAAGAAAAUUCCUAGCCCAGAACUGAAAAGGCAAUACAACACAGAACGCAGAUCGUUAUCACUAUCCCCGCUAAGAGAUGGUGAUAUUUGGCAGGCGUACCGACACAUGGUUGAUCAAAAAGUGCGCGAGUUGAACGUAUCUUUUGAGGUGUACAAGUCUGAUCCGGAACAGCAUCCUCUUUAUCAAGAAGAGUGGCAAACCUUCUGGAAGAGACGCAAAGAUGAGCUUAUACUGUCGGGAAUCAACCAUCGGUCUUAUAAUUUUCAAAAUGAAUGGAUUAUUUUCUUUAACGCGCGUCUUGAAGAAUUGUACAAUCGUGACAUGGAGAAUAUUAAACUCAAAUGUCGAGAUAGGUUGUGUUUGCCAAUGACUAAUGACGAAUUGAUGAAUACAAACUAUCACGUUCGUACACCUGAGAAAAUGAAUAUUAGUAUGGAAACCAUGGGAACAUCUAAGGUAUUUCUGGACAAUCACGCUGACGAUGACAACACAAAGAUUAUUCACGUACUUCGUCUUUUAACUGCUCUCGAGGAAUUUUUAGGAAGUUUGGGACCUUCGAUCACAGAAAUGUUAACUAAAGCAUUGCUGACGCAGAAGGCUGAUCCAGAUAAUGUCCAGAAUCUAUUGCUAACAUCUGAGAAUUGUGCCAUAUUAGAAACGGCAAAAGAGAAAUUUACAGGAAUACUAAUUUCCAAAAUAUAUGAUCCUGCCAAGGAACGAGCCAUUAAAAAAGCGAUCAAUGACACCGAAGCCGUACUUAAAAACGUAGAGAAUUCAAUAAGCACCAUAAAUUUAAGUUCAAAGAACUUUAACUCAGUUCAUCAAAUAACUGAAAAGAUAGAUAAUCAUAUGGGUAUCAAAAAUAUAUAUAAUGUUCAAGCGCCCAUUGAUAAGAGAGAACUAGCAGCAAAGCUAGCCUCUUCAUUGAUCUCUCAAGGCAAAACAUCUAUAAACAGGGAUGAACUUCAAAAAAUACUGCAUGUGUACUCUAUGAUUGAGAAAAAAAAACGUCUGGAUGAAUUCGAAAAUUUAGAUACUGGCAUAAUGGAAAAUACAGCGCAGACAUUUCAACCAGGAAAUUUGGUUUAUAACUCAAGUCAUAAUAACAACGUGUUGACACAAAACUCCAUAAGAAAUUUGACUGGUGAUAACUCUUCUGCCAAUGCUGCUCACUUGAAUAAUACAACCUUUAAUCCUCCUAACCCCACGAACGAAUUUUCGUUUCGACAUAGAUUUGGACUGGAUGGAUAUCAGUAUAAUCAGUUUGACAGCGCUGCAUUAACGAGGAAUCAGAGCAACACUAUGCAAAACUCUAUGAAUCGCUCUUCUUUUUUCCCAUGCGAUCAGCACCAGAGGAAUAACAGACACAUUUAAAACAAUAGUAAUUUACAAACAAUUUAGAUUUUCUAAACGAAGCUGGUUUAAAUCUAUUCAUUGUCGAAGUACUACUUCAACUAGUUAAUAAUCAAAAAAAUGUUAGUGUAAUGUAAAUACAAAUAUUUAAUGUUAAAAAAAUGGUUUUUAACUUAUGCAAGAGUGGCAUAAUAUAUAAAAUCUUCAUUUAAAUAAU